Messenger RNA from Dipodomys ordii (Ord's kangaroo rat), 2590 nucleotides. RefSeq names its product complement component 2 (gene C2). NCBI's taxonomy places the organism in Eukaryota, Metazoa, Chordata, Mammalia, Rodentia, Heteromyidae. The transcript has 18 exons. Gene Ontology annotation, molecular function: serine-type endopeptidase activity. The record is from RefSeq and is a predicted model, not a curated record. Gene Ontology annotation, cellular component: extracellular region. Gene Ontology annotation, biological process: proteolysis; complement activation. The coding region runs from base 21 to 2288 and encodes 755 amino acids.
CCUGCCCUGAGGUGGACACCAUGGACCCACUGCUGACUUUCCUAUGCCUGCUGCUCCUGUGCCCAGGUCUGGUAGCCGCUGCUGCACCCUCCUGCUCUCAGAAUGUGAAUAUCUCUGGUGGCACGUUCACUCUCAGCCAUGGCUGGGCCCCUGGAAGCCUCCUCAUCUAUUCCUGCCCCCAGGGUAGUUAUCCAUCCCCAGCGACCAGGCUUUGCAAGAGCAAUGGACGAUGGCAGACCCCAGGAUCCAUCAGGAGAUCCGCCCGGCUUGUGAAAGCAGUGUGCAAACCUGUUCGCUGUCCAGCACCUGUCACCUUUGAGAACGGCGUGUACACCCCUCGGUUGGGGUCCUAUCCUGUGGGUGGCAACCUGACCUUUGAAUGUGAGGAUGGCUUCACACUGCGGGGCUCACCUGUGCGCCACUGUCGUCCCAACGGCAUGUGGGAUGGAGAGACGGCUGUAUGUGACAACGGAGCUGACCACUGUCCCAACCCAGGCACUUCAGUAGGUGCAGUGAGGACGGGUUCCCGCUUUGACCUUGGGUACAAGGUCAGCUAUCGCUGCUCCUCAAAUCUGGUGCUGACGGGGUCUGCGGAGCGGGAGUGCCAGAGCAAUGGGGUCUGGAGUGGGACAGAGCCCAUCUGCCGCCAGCCCUACUCCUAUGACUUCCCAGAGGAUGUGGCCCCCGCCCUGGGCACCUCCUUGUCUCAUCUGCUUGGAGCCACUAAUCCUAACCAGAAGAGGAAGGAAAAAUUGGCUCGUAGAAUCCAAAUCCAGCGUUCUGGUCACCUGAACCUCUACCUGCUUCUGGAUGCCUCUCAGAGUGUGUCGGAAGAGAACUUUAAGAUCUUCAGGGACAGUGCCUCCCUCAUGGUGGACAGGAUCUUCAGCUUUGACAUCAAUAUCAACGUUGCCAUCAUCACGUUUGCCUCACGACCCAAAAUCAUCAUGUCUGUCUUGAAUGACAAAUCUCAGGAUAUGACUGAAGUGGCCACUAGUCUGGAAAACUUGAACUAUCAAGAUCAUGAAAAUGGAACUGGGACCAACAUCUAUGAGGCCCUAAACAGUGUCUACAUCAUGAUGAACAACCAAAUGCAACGCCUGGGCAUAGGAACAGUGGCCUGGCAGGAAAUCCGACAUGCCAUCAUCCUUCUGACUGACGGAAAGUCCAACAUAGGUGGUUCACCCAAACCAGCAAUUGACAACAUCAUAGAAUUACUGAAAAUCAAGCCGGACAGGAACGACUACCUGGACAUCUAUGCCAUUGGAGUGGGAAAGCUGGAUGUGGACUGGAAAGAACUGAAUGAACUGGGGUCUAAGAAGGAUGGCGAGAGACAUGCCUUCAUCCUGCAGGACACACAGGCUUUGCAGCAGGUCUUUGAGCACAUGCUAGAUGUCUCCAAGCUUACAGACACCAUCUGUGGGGUGGGGAAUAUGUCAGCCAAUGCCUCUGACCAGGAGAGGACACCCUGGCAUGUCACUUUUAAGCCUAAGCACCAGGAAACCUGCCGGGGGACGCUCAUCUCUGACCAGUGGGUCCUGACAGCAGCUCACUGCUUCCACCAAGCUGCCAACAGUUCCUUUUGGAGGGUCAAUGUGGGCGAUCCAAACUCCCAAUGGGGCAAAGAAUUCCUUGUGGAGAAGGCAAUAAUCCCCCCGGGGUUUGAUGCCCAUGCAAAGAAGGAGCAGGGAAUCCUGGAGUUCUAUGGUGAUGACAUCGCCCUGCUGAAGCUGGCCCAGAGAGUGAAGAUGUCUAGCCAUGCCAGGCCCAUCUGCCUCCCCUGCACUAUGGAGGCCAAUAUGGCCUUGCGGAAGCCCCAAGGCAGCACUUGUCAAGACCACGAGAAAGAACUUCUGAACCAGCAGAGCAUUCCUGCCCAUUUUGUGGCCCUGAAUGGGAACAAGUUGAACAUUAACCUCAAGACAGGGAAACAGAGGACAAGCUGUAUCCAGGUAGUCUCUCAAGACAAAAAAACCUUCCCGAACUUGACAGAUGUUACACAGGUGGUGACAGAUCAGUUCCUGUGCAGUGGGAUGCCGGGAGAUGCCAAUAUCUGCAAAGGAGAAUCUGGGGGAGCAGUUUUCCUUGAGCGGAGAUUCAGGUUUUUUCAGGUGGGUGUAGUGAGCUGGGGUCUUUACAACCCCUGUUCUGGCACUACCAAUAAAAACACCCGCAAAAAGGCUCCCCCUGGUGUCCCACCACCCAGAGACUUCCACAUCAAUCUCUUCCGCCUGCAGCCCUGGCUGAGAGAGCACCUGGAAGGUGUCCUGAACUUUUUGCCUCUCUGAUUAUGACCCCUGUGCUGUCCUGUCAGGAUCUGCCAUCUUUCCUACCUCUGAACAUUCACCUCAGACACUGUGACCCAUCCCCACUCCUAGCUGCAUAAAUCCUGGGUUCUAGGAGCCCAGGUUCAGUGCACACAAGCUGGGGAAACCCCAGAGCUGGUGUCAGCAUGGCUGGCUGCCUGGCUGCCCUCCCCCUUAAGCCUUCCUUACCUCUGCUUUGCUCCCAUCCCUCCCUCCUACCCUUUGUACUCGAUUUGUACAUGGAAUUUCCCAGUUAUGAAAUUAAUAAAACCCAACGAUUUCCA